AUGCCGAUAGAUAAACGGUUGGGGCGCGACCAUUGGCUGGGGAAUGUUGUCGGUGGCCAAGGGCAGGCAGUGCCUAGAGUUGCAUUAUAUGGUACAUUAUGGGGGCUAGUUCCCGACCGAACAUUUAUUAUUCACCGGAAGGGGACUUUUUUUUUUUUAUUAAAAGGUGUUAUGGAGUUGCUCCGGUCAGUAAGUUAAUGUGGGCUAUGACCCAGGGAAGGGAGCAGGGCCCCCGGUCUAGGUGCAGAAGUGGUUUUAUGGAAAAUAAGCUUACAUUCUACGUAAGGGUGGAAUAUGGUAAAUUAUGGCUAAAGGAUAAUAUUUGCCAGAUAUUUGUGGAUUGGGAGAAAUUCAAGAUCGGUUUUAUUCACGCGGGGUUAUUCCCUGAUUGGUGGUCGUAGGAAAGGGCCCAGAGAUAACACUGCCCCGGCUCUGGAUGCAGGAGGAUUUCUCGGGUGUAGAAAUGCGUUAUGGGCGGCCAGGCAUGGCAAGAUAUCUAAUC
This is a messenger RNA of Babjeviella inositovora NRRL Y-12698, 502 nucleotides long. RefSeq lists its product as uncharacterized. NCBI's taxonomy places the organism in Eukaryota, Fungi, Ascomycota, Pichiomycetes, Serinales. Bases 99 to 401 code for a protein of 100 amino acids. The record is from RefSeq and is a predicted model, not a curated record. The transcript has a single exon.